Messenger RNA from Camellia sinensis, 783 nucleotides. The record is from RefSeq and is a predicted model, not a curated record. NCBI's taxonomy places the organism in Eukaryota, Viridiplantae, Streptophyta, Magnoliopsida, Ericales, Theaceae.
AUGGCGGUCGAAAGCAUUUCGAAUCAUGGAGAACUCGAGGAGAGGAUCGAGAUGACCCAGAAAAGCACAGUGCCCCAACCGGAAGACGAGAUACUUUUGAGACUGCUCGUUAAGUCUUUGCUGCAAUUCAGGAAACACAAGAUAUUGCCAAAUUUGGAUGCUAAAAAUGCGUUUACAAGAGCAUGUGGGUUUGGUUAUGAUAAGUCUACCGAUGACUACAAGGCGGUCAGGAUCUUUAGUGAGGGUCAGAACCAGAGGGGUGGGCGUGGGGGUGGUUGUUUAUUCAUUGAGAAGGAAUUUGUGCACCAAGGAUCUUCUAGAGCUCUCCAUUGGGUCUCCCAUGUUGAUACGGAAUCGAGUUACUCUUCUUGGGUGAUUGUUUCUCUUGAUUUGGAGAAGGAAACGUAUGGAGCAAUUGUGCCAUCUGAUUUCGGGGAUUGUGUUAUUGAUUUGACAUUGUGUGUUUUAAAAGGAUGCCUCCAUGUGCUCUGCAACUUCUCGACUUGUGCUGAUGUAUGGGUAAUGAACGAGAAUGGCGAGAGAGUACCUUGGACUAAGUCGUUCACAAUACCAUAUUCUGUAGUGUCAAGAAUUUGCCACUGCACACCAUUGUGCAUUUCGAAAAAUGGUGAAAUUUUAUUGAAAUUUGAGAAUCUGUUAGUUCUUUACAAUUUGAAAGAUGGUAAAUUUAGGAAUCCUGGAAUACCUAACAUGUGCAACUGUCUUCCAGUGGAUACCUAUGUUGAGAGCUUAGUCUCCCUUGAUGGUAAUAAUUUGGGUUAG